Molecule: messenger RNA, 1509 nt
Organism: Chelonia mydas (Green sea turtle)
Lineage: Eukaryota; Metazoa; Chordata; Testudines; Cheloniidae
Product: E3 ubiquitin-protein ligase TRIM41-like
Exons: 12
Coding region: 1-1509 (502 amino acids)
Molecular function (GO): zinc ion binding; protein binding
Source: RefSeq, a predicted model, not a curated record
AUGAAAGAAAAACCUGGCAGAGGAAUCCAGUGUGAGAGACAUGAAGAUCUUUUGAAACUCUACUGUAAAGAGGAUCAAAUUCUCCUCUGCGUGGUGUGUGAAAAAUCCCAGGUUCAUCGAGGCCACACUGUGGUGCCCAGGGAGGAGGCUGCCCAGGAAUACAGGGAAACAAUAGCAGAACUCACGAAGCAACUUCAGUCUGCCUAUGAGAAACUGCACCUGCUGGAGGGCAAGGAGGGGAAGCACCUUCCAGAGAGGGCACAAGACACGGUCCAUAAGAAGCUGAAGAGACCAACUGAAAAGGUAGAGAUGCUUUUAAAGAGUCAGUCACCUGGAUCUGAACGGAAAAGCUUCUCCCCUGGAAGGAAAAUUGCCGUGGAGACAGAGUUACAGGGACACAAAGAGAAAGAAAACGACAGAAAGCGCGUGUCCAAGAAACAGGAGGUUAAAAGUCAUGUCAUUCACGCCAGCGAAGAGGCUUCUGUUCCCAACCAGUCGGUCCUGGACCCAGCAAUUCACCACAUCAGAACUACAUCAGAGGAUGCUGAGCCCGGGAAGGUGGGUGUAGCAGGCCUUAGGCAAAGAUUUGAAGUUUCCACGUCUCCAAAAGAAUCACUUGACUCUGGACUGAGAAGCAGGAAGCAUGUAUCCCCUGCUGGCCAGACACGGAUUCUGCGGGUCGGCUCCAAGGAAAACAGAACCCUAGAGAGAGAAAGUGCUGGAGUGAAUGUGUCUGAGAAGCAGAACGGGGCUUCAAGUCAUGCUGGUGAAGAGACGCAAACUCCCAAACAUGGUAUCAACAGAACGUCCCGGGACAUGACACCUCCCCCUGCAAGUCCAACGAUGGAGGAACCUGAGGGCAUCGAGGUGGGUGUAGCAGGCCUUAGGCAAAGAUUUGAAGUUUCCACGUCUCCAAAAGAAUCACUUGACCCUGGACUGAGAAGCAGGAAGCAUGUAUCCCCUGCUGGCCAGACACGGAUUCUGCGGGUCGGCUCCAAGGAAAACAGAACCCUAGAGAGAGAAAGUGCUGGAGUGAAUGUGUCUGGGAAGCAGAACGGGGCUUCAAGUCAUGCUGGUGAAGAGACGCAAACUCCCAAACAUGGUAUCAACAGAACGUCCCGGGACAUGACACCUCCCCCUGCAAGUCCAACGAUGGAGGAACCUGAGGGCAUCGCGGUGUAUGUAUUGGAUCUUAGGCAAAGGAGGCUUCGCAGGGUUAGGAUUUGCCUGGACCUCAGGGAGGGGCAGGUGGCCUUUUACAAUGCCGACACCUCGGCCCAUCUCUACACCUUCACCGCCUCCUUCAUGGAGGAAAUCUUUCCCUUCUUCUACACCAAGGACAAGAAGACUCCACCGGUCAUUAAUAGGUCCAAGACUGAGGGAUGGAUUCCUCUGACUGAACUAGUCCAUCCCCCAUCAUUUGACUUGCACGUGCCUUCCCCUGCACAGCACAGACUGAUCCUGAGCUCCUCACUUGCAUCUGUGUUGCAGCCAAACAUCCUGUUUUAA